AUGUCCUUCUGUCCUACAAAGUAUGUUCGUGAUGUCUGCAUCCUCGGUAGCCCACAUGUGCCCGAACUGCGGCGAACGUUUCAUCUCUUUGCCAACAAAAUGCAUGCUGACUACUACCCCGAGGCCUACGACUGUAUGGAACAGUGGUAUUUCACUCGCCUUCAUCGGGAGUGGGAGCUUGGUCACUUCGACUGGGAGGCCUUCCAGCCGUGGGCUUAUAAACACUUGAUCUGUUCUAUGUACCAUCAGCCCUAA
Dibothriocephalus latus is the source of this 255-nucleotide messenger RNA. The record is from the annotation of a GenBank genome assembly. Lineage: Eukaryota; Metazoa; Platyhelminthes; Cestoda; Diphyllobothriidea; Diphyllobothriidae.